Molecule: messenger RNA, 509 nt
Organism: Paralichthys olivaceus (Japanese flounder)
Lineage: Eukaryota; Metazoa; Chordata; Actinopteri; Pleuronectiformes; Paralichthyidae
Source: RefSeq, a predicted model, not a curated record
UGGCCUCUUCGAUCCUCCUGGAAGACGGACGUGUGCUCUCGCGAGAACACCCUGCCUCCCAGCAGCGUCGUGCCAUCGCGAGACUUCGCCGCAGUCCUCUGCCUGACUCCAGCUGGUCGCGCUGCUUCCUGCCGCGGACGGCUCGCUGUGUCACAGUUCUGUUGCAGUUGGGUUGAGAGCCGCCAGUCGUCAUGGGGAACAUCUUCGGGAACCUGCUGAAGAGCCUGAUAGGCAAGAAGGAGAUGAGGAUUCUCAUGGUGGGGCUUGACGCUGCCGGGAAAACAACCAUCCUCUACAAGCUGAAGCUAGGGGAGAUCGUCACCACCAUCCCAACAAUCGGUUUCAAUGUAGAGACGGUGGAGUACAAGAACAUUAGCUUCACCGUGUGGGACGUUGGUGGCCAGGACAAGAUCCGUCCCCUGUGGAGGCACUACUUUCAGAACACCCAGGGUGAGCCACACCAGCGGCCUUUCACACGAUUGCAAACAGCCUCCAACUCUUUCAAAUGA